UUCUCCAAUAAAAUCUUUAACAAAAGAAAAAAAAAAGCAGCAAAUUCCUAUUGAAAAGUGUAAUGUUCCUCAGGGGAAAAUUUGAAUGUCUGAUUAAUGUUCAGGGACUUUGUGUUUCAAAGGUCCCUCUUCCUUACAGACAAGCUAGCUGAAAAGAGAACCCUGUGCCCUGAUACCCUUGGGAGAUACCACACAGCUGGCACAGUGGCACCCACUGUCCUGUUUGCUAAGCUGGCCUCUGACAGCCACCUAGGGCAUUCCCAUACAUCUGGGGUUCUCUUUUCUCCAAUUUAACUUUCACCGUCUUGUUUUCAGGCCUUCAUUUUUAGCAAGGUUACAGUAAUAUGUAACUAGCCUUCUCUUCCGGAUGCGUCCUUCAAACCCCUCUAUAUUUGGUGCCAAAUGAAGGUGUGUGUGGAGGUAUGUGAGUACACACGUACGUAUACCCAUGUAUUUCCUAUACAUACAUAUGUGUACACAUAUAUACACACAUGCACAUAGGAAUAUGUGAAAAUAUGCAUGUACACAUAAACAAACAUAUACUUAAACUAGAAGACUCACACAUAAACAUUAAGUAAUUAUGUCCAGCGGGUAGGAUUAGGGGUCCUUGAUUAAGUUUUUCUUUAUGCCUUUUAACAAUUUGUAAGUUACGUUCACUGACUGCUCAUUAACCUAUAAUUUAAAAGUUUUCUUAAUGAUGUAGAGGAUAUUUAAUGAAAUGAGAAAAUGUUAAGAUAGUUAAUUUUUAAAGCGUUUACAAAACAGCGUAUGUACUAUGAGCCCCGUGCGGUGUUCUGCCAACUAGAUAGCUUUGGGGUCCAUUAUCUGCAGUCAACUUUCUUCUGGAAAAGCCUGCAAGUGGGGGCUCCUGGAUCAGGCUGCCACGUCGGCCGGGAGUCACAUACACUGGUGGGCCCAGGACCCCGCGCAUCAGGGUGGAAAGCGGUGGGAUCCUGUUCACUCUUACACAGCCUGGUAGCUAGUCACUCACACAUUGUACCCGAGUGGGAAACAAGUGACACUUGCAAAUGGGCAACAAAGACUUUAGUUAGGAAACAGGAACCAUGUUGUACAAAACCUGUACACAUUUUGUGUCAUCUCUGACCUCAAAUCUGAAAAUCUCUUGGAAGAAACAAAUGGGUUAACAAACCAUUGCAAUGGACAGAGUAACUGUAAAGGGGAGGGGUUACAAUAAUGACAUCAGAACACAGGUGAAGACACGCCAGCCAGGCCAGGGGACGGAGGUGGGUAAGGCUGGCUUGCUGGAAAGGUGGCAGUGAGCCAGUCCUUACAGGCCGAGUGGGCGCUGGGAAGGAAACGUGCGGGUUGGGGGUGGAGGACAGACAGCGGGCAAAGAUGUGUGCGAUGCCAGCACCCCACAGGGGAGGCAGUAGGGGCUCCACGGGAGAGGUGAGGGAUUUGGGACUGUAUGCCGAUGGCGAUAGGGGAUCCCUGAGUGACAACAGGCAAGGGCAGGAUGUGACGAGAUUCACAUUCUAUAAAGAUAAUUCUUUGGACAAAAUGGAUUCUGGGGGACAAAGUGGGGAAAACCAGUUAGUAAUCUAGGUGAGAAACAAUGACAAUCGGGAAUACGAAGGAAGAAGGUACACAUAAGUGACCUUAAGGGGUAAAAAUGGAGUUGAUUUGUUGAUAAAUGGAAAGCCAAGGAUAAGGGAGAGGAGAGACCUUAGAAGGACCCUUAGGACAGCAGCAUCACUCGCUGACACACGAAAUCCAAGAGGAGAGAAGCAGGCAGGAUGGAAAGUCCCGCUCCUCUGCAGCUUGUGGGGAACCUGCUAAGGAAUAGGGACCUGGCAGCCGAGUGAUCUGGGCUGUACCUUAAAAUGUGAGGGGCACACGGGGGCAAGCUGAAGACGUGGGGAGGGAACAGAGGGCCCGGUCCGGGGAGAUGGUGUGGAAUUAAGACGCCUUAAGAUGUGACUUCAAAGUGCAAGGUGUCAGCUGAGGAAGAGCUGCCCGUGCUCCGAGAAACAAGAGGGGUGUCAGGAAAGAACAGCAAGAAAGAGUCAAGAAAAGAAGAGGACAAAGUUCAAAGAGAGAGGCGUCCGUGGUCUGAAAUGCGGCAAUGAUGUAAGGGCCCGGUGUGUGCAUGGGACUGUGGACCAAACGCCCAUCAGGGACCUCAGUAAGUCGUUUUGCUGGAGUGGUGAAUGUGAAAGCUGUGCUGGGAAGGUAAGACCGUGGAGACAGUGGCCCAGCUAUAACGGGAAGCGGGAAGACUGAGUAGGUUCUAGAAACAUCAACAGAACCCAGGAGAGUUCUUUUCUUAAAACAGGAGCGACUUGAACAUGUUGCUAUGAAGGACGUUGUGGGAGCAAGUGCGGCAGCUGAGAGGACGGAAAGUCAGAGCCCCAGAGAGCCUGUUCAGCGUCACAGGGGUGGCCAGUGUCAGCUUAGCGCCCUGGAUGGAACUGGAUAAAGCGUAGAGAUGAGGAGGUUAAGGAACGGGAGGCCAGAGUGACAAGGCCUUAUCCACAUGGACUUUGAGGUCACUCAGGAUGGUGAUGAGCCAGGCGCCAAGAUUUUCAGUGAUAGAUGGCAGAUGACAAAGCUAGAUGGGAACAGAUAGAUAAUGACAGAUGGGGGAGGUGGUAGAUGACAUGAUGAAGUGGCUGGAAGGCGACACCCAAGUGAAAAUGGGCUCAAAAGGAAAGCCUUUCUUAAAAUAAAUAAAUAAAAGGCGGAAACGUGGCUGGGAUGCGGGCUAUGGUAGCCGGGAGCUGAGAUCACGCGCGCCCACCUUCCUGCGUGUGAGGUGAGGGCACAGGAGGAGAGCAGCCUCCCCCGCAAACUGCAUGAGGGGGCCGACUCAGAUUCCACAGACGAGACAGAACGUGAAGGGGUCAGAAGUCCUUCACGCAAGGCCAUUCAGCGCCACACAAGGAUCCUACAGAAAGGCUGCCUGGUCAGUAAUGAACGACAGCCUGGGGGCCCCACGCCCCGUUCCUUGGUGGAUACCCCUCCAUGCAGGGCUCUAGCUCUGUCUUCUUCGAAGAAAACCAACCAGCCUUCUCAGGUACAAAAUCUACGACAUAAUGUAGCCAGUCUUACAGUUCUAAAAGGCAGCGGCUCAUGGCGAAACCAGAGUGCAGUCCGUGGGAGACUUGAGGCCCCUGGCCCUGCUCAGGGCUGGGGGUGGACCGCAGCCUGCAGGCUUGGCUGAGGCCGUCCCGUCGGUCCCACACACCCUUCGAUUUAGCCCUGACACACGACUGUUUUUCUCCAGCCUUUAAAGUCUACCAACUUGGGGAUGAAAAGCCAGAUUCAGAAACUCGGACGGAAUUAGAAAAGGCCUGAAAAUGCUGUUUCCCAUAAAGGAUAUUAAAACAUAUAUACUCCAGAAAGACUUUCCUUCUUGCCGUACAGUGAGCAAAGGAUUUCUGCGACCUCUAGAGAGCUAGUCCUUUGAGACGAGCUAGAAACAUCGCACUGCCCUGCCCGCGAUGCCGCUGGACUUGGUGAUGACACUGCUAUCUCCCUGGCUAUGUGACUCAGCGGUUUUCGGCUCUGAUGAGUGAUGCUGAGACCUUUGGAAGGUCAGUGCUCUGAAGCAGACUAACCCGACCACCCUCUCCUGGGCGUUCAGGGCUGGCUUCCGGGAGCGGCCGGCGACCAGGGGGGACCUGAGCAGCAGAAAGCACGUGUCUGGGGGCCGGGGCCUGCAUGCAGGCCGUGCCGACACCCCAGGAGCUUCUUGGGCCGGGCUGCUGGUCGGCUCUGCCCUGGAGGAGAGGGGAGGACGCAGACGGCCUUCUGUCAGCUCCGCUCUGUCCACACCGCUUGGCGGCUGGCAGAGGCUGCUCUUCCUCUGCUUGAUGAAAUAAAAAGGGGGGCAAUUCCGCCGAAAGAAUGAGCCCGAUGGAUACAAUCAAGUUUAAGAACCUGACACUGUUCCCACAGGUCCUGUUCAGGUGUGUGAGAUGCGUCCUUCCCUAGACCCUUGAACGGAACCUCGGGCACACCCACCCGGUCGUCUCAUACUUAACAAGCGGUCUCUGGUCACCUUCACCCACAAUAAGUGUCUCUUUCUAGUAAUUCAUAUGCUCAGGCUAGUCAGUAAUCAAAACUCGGCCCUUCAUGCUAAGGAAAGGUUUCUCCUCCACCAGCUCAGGCCUGCUCGGGGCUGGAGCCCGCAGUGGGGAAGCUAAGUGCUGACCAGCGGCACUCCAUCCUGUACCCCACACGCAUACUGCGUUUUGGCUUCUGAUUGCACCAGGUUUGGGGGUGAGAGCAGAACAAAGGAAGCAGAGCUAACGUCUGGUUUUCAUGUUCUUUGCACAUGGCAGACAUUUAAAGCUAAUUCUCUCUCUUUUGGGACUUUUCCAGCCACAUUUCUACCUCUUGAAAUUCUUCUCAGCGGCCUCUCACCAAAACUGAAACAGAAGGAGUCCCUGCUACGUGCCAUGCGCUUCACCAGGUACCAGGAUAUUUAACUAAACCUGUAGCAACCCCAAGACGCAAUUCAAAAGGACACCUUCGAAAAAUCGAUACAUUUUCAGUCUCAAUAUCAUAUUAACUUUAACCUGUCAGUUGAAUUUGGUCAUAAAGCCUUAUUUACGAGGUGACUGCAAUUGUAAAAAGGGAACAGGUCGCCAGGGCUCUCACUUCCCAGAUGGUAUUUGAUAUACGCUCUAAAUUAUGUUAUCUCCAGCAGAGUGCACUUUGAACUCGGAGUAGAAAAUCUAUCUUCAGACACCACGCAUGCUAAUUCUUGAAAGAAAUGUGCCCAGAAAUUGUAAUUCAAGAGAAAACAUUACUAUACGCAUCUUAUGUUUUCAUUCGGCUGAAUUUCGGGAGAAGAGUUAAGGAGUUAUAAAAAAAAAACAACCACCACUCCAGCGGCGUGGCGUCCGUGGAGUUUGGUGACUUUUGAACUUUAAACUUCCAUAUCACAGCAUGAAGCUGGUUCUGAGAUAAGAAAUAGAAUAAAUUCUCUGCUCAGGGCAGAUCCGAGUCCUGGACUGUCUCGAGGCUGACUCGACGGGGCAUCAUGGCGUUUGAUGGCACCUGGAAGGUGGACCGGAAUGAGAACUAUGACAAGUUCAUGGAGAAGAUGGGUAUUAACAUGGUAAAAAGGAAGCUUGCAGCUCAUGACAAUCUGAAGCUGAUAAUCACACAAGAAGGAAAUAAAUUCACGGUCAAAGAAUCAAGCACUUUUCGAACCGCUGAAAUUGUUUUUGAGCUUGGUGUCACUUUUACCUACAGCCUAGCAGACGGAACUGAACUCACUGGGACCUGGAGCCUAGAGGGAAAUAAACUCAUUGGAAAAUUCAACCGGGUAGACAAUGGAAACGCACUGAAUGCUGUCCGGGAAAUUGUAGGUGGUGAACUGGUCCAGACUUACGUGUAUGAAGGAGUAGAAGCCAAGAGGAUCUUCAAGAAGGAAUGAGUGCUGUCUCGGUGCCCAACCCAGAACGCAGACGGGACGGCGAGUCUGAAGCGUCCCACUGCCCUGUUCUGUCCUCGUCCCGUCUUAAGUUACUGACCAAUCAGGCCUUUAUAACACGGACCACUUACAUUUCCAGUCUUGCCAAAGCAAAAGUAAAAGCUAAUUAGGAUUUAACCUGGUUUAUAUCUCUAAGAUGUACAUUUAUUGGUGUUCUAAAAGAACCUGUCACAUUCUUCAAAACACAUGAAUAAAUGUUGUCCCUACAUUGUUUUGUAAGUAGCCUGUUCUUUAAAAACAAAAACAACAACAACAAACUAUGUGACAUGGAUGUGUGUAUAGAUACACUAUUUGUUUUUUUUUCCACAUUUGCUAAACUAAAGACAUAGAUUGCAUGGGGGUCUUUAAAAUGUUACACUGGUUUUAAGUAUUUUCCUCUGUAAAAAUCAAUUACUAUAAAAAUAAUACAUAUUCAACCAGAAAACUGAAGAAUAAAAGCAAAUGCAAAAUAAAUAUUCCCAUAAGCCCAGGAUCCAACAGUCGCCACCAUUCUGCCUUUCCUCCCAGUCCUCCUCUCUGGGUGUGGAAAUGUGUAUUUCCCACACAUACCACUUUGAGUAAUACGAUAGGAAACGAAUGACGUACAAGCGAAAGACCUGCAUUACAUCUCCCACACCUUUGGCAGUUCGAGACCUGGCUAAGAAUCAGGUCACCAAGAAACUUCCAGUGUUUUACAUUCCCUCUCUCCACUGUUAUCCUCCUCUGUCUGAACCUCAGAAAACAAAACCGGGGACUUUAGGACACCCCACAGGACCCUGAUCCAGCAGGCCCCCUGCCAGCCUUUCAGAAUGCUGGGCUGGCAGAUACCGGAAAUGUCACCUUCAACUGCCACCCCUUUUACUCAUAAACACGUGGCCAAUGUGCCAGGGCCCAAAAUGUUCUCUUUCAUUCAUACCCUCACAUGAUACACUAUUUUAUGUACUUCAAGCAAUUGCAUUUUAGGAGGGAGUGUAUUAAGGGGUGGAGAGGGAGGUCGAUUUUUUUUUAUGAAUUUAACUCUAUGAACUUUUGUUUUGACUAAUUCUUUUUCACACGGAUGAAGGUAACAGCUAACUUUUACAUAGUUCUCACUACGUUCCAGGCCCUGUGCUAAGUGCUAUGUUUACAGCAGAAACAUUACAAUGUAGAGAGAAAACAUCUGAGUACAUGAUGGAAAUGAACAGAUUAGAGAAUACGUAACCUUUCGCAAAAACACCAACUUAAAUCCACCUGUUCGUUUUAUAACUUCAUUAAAAAUUUCACACAGAAAAUAGUAAUUAUUUAGACUUUCAUAUGCUUUUUUAAAAUACAGGUUCAAAGUACUUUUACCUCUCUAAUCUUACCUGUCUAUAUAUGUAAAACAGAAAAAGGACAGGUAUUAAUCCCAUGUGAAAAUGGAGGAACUAAGGCGCAAGAAGUUUAUCAGCUUGUCCAAUGUUGUAGGGAGUCCAUGGCGAAGACAGACAUUAAAUGUAGGUCUUGACAUUCAGCCUGGUACAUUAUGAUCUGUGCUAUUACUCAGCCUGUUAUAAACAAAAAUAUCUUAAGGAAAAAAUAUCCCUUAGUUCCUUAGUGGCACCCCAGAAUAGCGCUGCAAAUGAUCCAGGUCACAACCUGAAGCAGUGGCAAUGAAGUGGUUAGACACGGAUCUAUUUCUGGCCUCAUUGCAGGCUCACUUUUUUUCACAAUUUGUAUCCUUUCUAGUAUUAAAUUCUCCACAAUUUAUUAGCACUGGAGAGAAGCCUAUCAUUUGCUAAGUGACUGCCAUGGCUAUAACCCCUCUCGAGGACACUGACCUUGAUUUUAUGCCAUUGGACUGACCAGCAGGGUGCCUGACCAGGAGCGGCCGAUCCCACACAAUCUGGCCAGUUAAUGACCUCUGUGCAGAAGGAACGACGCCACUAACUGAACCCAGAAGAACCUCUUCUUAGGGAGUUUCAAUUUGACAAAUACGCAGUCAUGGGUAGGAAGGAAAAAGUUUAAAGAGGACAAAGGCAGGCGGUGAGUGAGUCACGAGUCUAUGAAGCCACGACCAGGCAGGGGCCCCAGGUCCACAGCUGAACAGAGGGCCUGGGAGAAGCAGCGGAGUAGUAAAAGCUGACAACUUUCCCCGGAAACACAGGGUUCACUUCACAUUGCUUCCCCCCAAUCUGGCCUUGGGGUGAGUGGGGUGGAGGGUGCUGAUGGGGCAAGGCUGGUCACAAGCUGACGAUGGCUGCCGCUGUCGAAAGUGC
Hipposideros armiger (great roundleaf bat) is the source of this 7680-nucleotide messenger RNA. It is a transcript of the gene FABP2, whose product is annotated as fatty acid binding protein 2. The transcript is spliced from 4 exons. NCBI's taxonomy places the organism in Eukaryota, Metazoa, Chordata, Mammalia, Chiroptera, Hipposideridae. The coding region runs from base 5012 to 5410 and encodes 132 amino acids. Gene Ontology annotation, molecular function: fatty acid binding. The record is from RefSeq and is a predicted model, not a curated record.